CAAUUCUAUUUUACUUUAGUAAAAGCCGUUUUCACAUCACCGGACACGAAAUCAUGAACUAGAUACAUUGCUGACUAGAAAAACUUCGAAGUCGCCAAAAAUUGAAUUUGAUGCAUUUCCUACCGAUUGAGAUCGAAACUCCCACCUGUUUCGCAUAAAAAUGCGUUCACGCAAGAUUCUUAUCAUUGCUGGGUUUCUUACAACCUGGACUUUUAUAACCUAUUAUUUUUUAAUACGGAAUAGUACCAUGUACCCGUCAAGGGAUCGUUUGCUUCUAAAAAAAAUAAAUAAAUUGGAACGUGAAUCACAUGCUGAGAACAAAGAAAACAGCAGACUUGUUGGACAACUCAUUGGCAUUAUAAAAGAAAAAAUUAUAGCAAAUGACGUAGAGGAGUCACUUCCAUCUAAGCAAACAAAAGAUCGCCCUAUAGGCAUAGUCGCCCUUUCACCAGAUCACCUGCUGGGCUUACAAGAACCUGGUCAAGUAAAUAGCCAUGAAGAUAAUCCACCGGAGGAUGAGAUAGGAGACAGCGGUAAAGAUCCACCAAUCGUCAAGCCAAUCAUGACUCAUAUGCCAAAUGGAGAUCCCGUCAUACCAAUAUUAGUAAUUGCAUGCAAUCGUGUAUCUAUUCGAAAGUGUCUAGACAACUUGGUUCAAUAUCGCCCAAAUGCUGAUCAAUUUCCAAUCAUAGUAUCACAGGACUGUGGUGACCAACAAACAAAGAAAGCUAUACUGAGUUAUGAAUCGCAAGUCACAUUGAUAGAACAACCAGACCUGUCGGACAUAUUAACGCCACCACGAGAGAAGAAAUUUAAGGGAUAUUACAAAAUAGCGCGCCAUUAUGGUUGGGCAUUAAAUACCACAUUCCAAAAAGGCUACGAAUAUGUCGUCAUUGUUGAAGACGAUUUAAACGUUGCUCCCGAUUUCUAUGAGUACUUUUUAGGAACACAUACUUUACUGAAACAGGAUCCUUCACUUUGGUGUGUAUCUGCUUGGAAUGACAAUGGCAAGGAUAAGUUUGUUGAUAACUCAAAGCCUGAGGUCUUGUAUCGAACUGAUUUUUUUCCGGGACUUGGAUGGAUGCUUACUAGAAAUUUAUGGCAAGAGUUGUCAGUGAAAUGGCCAAAGUCAUUUUGGGACGAUUGGAUACGGCAUCCAGAACAGCGAAAAGAACGAGCCUGCAUCAGACCUGAAAUAUCCCGGACGAGAACCUUUGGAAAAAUUGGCGUUUCAAACGGCUUGUUCUUCGACAAAUAUCUGAAGUAUAUAAAACUUAGUGAACAUUUUGUAAAUUUUUCUAAAAUGAACCUCAGCUAUUUAUUAAGGGAAAACUACGAUCGCACAUUUUUGAAUGAUGUUUAUUCUUACCCUAUUGUAACGUACGAAGAACUUCGUAGGAAUCUCAUUAAAACAGACGGACCCGUUCGAAUACAAUACACCACUAGAGAGCAAUAUAAACAUAUAACAUCAAUUUUAGGACUCAUGGGUGACUUCAAGAGUGGAGUACCGCGUACUGCCUACCAUGGCAUUGUUUCAUUCUUUUUCCAAAAGCGUCGAGUUUACUUGGCUCCAAAUGCUAACUGGAAAGGAUACGAUCUCUCAUGGAGCUAACAGAAUAUCAUCACCGUUUUGAAUUUAAACUAGAAAGCAAAUUUUGAGAGCUAAUAUUUUUAAUGUAUAAUACCAAACAUAGCGUUAAAAGCACCCCAUAUUAAAUUCAUGUGUCGUUUGUCAAAAGUGCUUUUUCAUACAUUUGCAUCUGUGUAUCGUACUACUGUAAAAUAUGUAUAAAUCCCAAGCCGAAUACGAGGACAUGUUGAUUAUUAAUAACUAUUAGCCACAACCAAAAACUAAAUUAAGUUAGUUUCGUGCGAGUGAAUUUAAAUUUUUUAGUUUUAUUUUUUUUUAUGGUACUAGUUGAUUAGUAUCACAAUUUACAUGUAAUAUAAAAAAUACUAUUUUUACACUAUCACUCCUGCGAACUGAAAGAAAUAUCUACAAAUUCCUGCUGGAAUAAUUUUUGCUCAUUCAAUGAAUCCACUAAUAUAUUAUGUAUAAUAUGCUCUCUAAAACAUGCAAUGUUAACCUAUUUAUAAUUAUACUAUUUUUGUGUGAUUUUCCUUUAAGUCAUAGAUAGAUAAUAAGUUUGCCAAUAUUAAAGGAAAACAAUAAUUUUUGUUGAAUACAAGUGCAUUUGUAUCUUUUCCUAUUUACCAAGUGACAGACUUUUGUGAUUUGUAUAUGUUUUCCGAAGAAGUUCUUCCUCAAAUAAAGUUUGCAAUGGUAAUCUGCGAGACCAGAAAAAGCAAUGUAAAUACAGCAGUACGCUACGCAGCUACGUUCGUAAUCACGGAAGCGCACGGGGAUCGUG
Molecule: messenger RNA, 2372 nt
Organism: Rhagoletis zephyria (snowberry fruit fly)
Lineage: Eukaryota; Metazoa; Arthropoda; Insecta; Diptera; Tephritidae
Gene: Mgat1
Product: alpha-1,3-mannosyl-glycoprotein 2-beta-N-acetylglucosaminyltransferase
Biological process (GO): protein N-linked glycosylation
Cellular component (GO): Golgi apparatus
Molecular function (GO): alpha-1,3-mannosylglycoprotein 2-beta-N-acetylglucosaminyltransferase activity
Source: RefSeq, a predicted model, not a curated record